Caenorhabditis briggsae is the source of this 570-nucleotide messenger RNA. NCBI's taxonomy places the organism in Eukaryota, Metazoa, Nematoda, Chromadorea, Rhabditida, Rhabditidae. The transcript has 2 exons. The record is from RefSeq and is a predicted model, not a curated record. Bases 1 to 570 code for a protein of 189 amino acids.
AUGUCCAACUUUGGCGAUUUCUUCGACAACUACCUGCAAUCUGCAAGCUUGUGCUGCGCUCAAACUGGUCUCACACCUCCGUAUUCCGGUGGUCUGACUGAUGAAGAGUUCUUCGUCCCAAUUGGAUCUACAGUACAAUCGCCUGGGUCUUCUAAUGGAUCGACUUCUGGAUCCCUUGGAUCGAUGGAUUCUUCAAAUUGUUCUGACUCGUCUUCUGGAUCGAUUGGAUCAAUGGUAUAUUUGAAUCAGACCCAAGCAAGCUCUGCUUGUCCAGUUCGUAGACAAAUGGAGAAUCAGACUUCUGGCCAACAGUCAUUUGUGGACGUUGCUCAAUCUAAUGAUUUCCUGGAAUAUGAGGAUCUCCUACAAAACGUCACACUCCAACCACUCGUUCCAGCGUCAAAACCUCAUCAUCCAAUGGAACAAUUAGUCAAUUUACGAGCGCCAAUUGCUCCAUCUCUACUAGAACAGACCUACCUACCAAUGGAACCGUUAAUCGGCCAAUCAGUUCGCCUAUCACCAUCCACCAUCCUACCAUCGCCAUCUUCUCCGUGUCAUCUAACAUCCUAA